Molecule: messenger RNA, 720 nt
Organism: Mastomys coucha (southern multimammate mouse)
Lineage: Eukaryota; Metazoa; Chordata; Mammalia; Rodentia; Muridae
Gene: Rps27a
Product: ribosomal protein S27a
Exons: 6
Coding region: 211-681 (156 amino acids)
Biological process (GO): modification-dependent protein catabolic process; translation; protein ubiquitination
Cellular component (GO): nucleus; cytoplasm; ribosome
Molecular function (GO): protein tag activity; ubiquitin protein ligase binding; structural constituent of ribosome
Source: RefSeq, a predicted model, not a curated record
CGAGGCCAGCCUGAGGCAAAAUGAGAAAAGAGCGCCAGGAAACCGAGCGCCGGAGCAAAUCUGGCACUGCGUUAGACAGCCCCGAUUCGGCUGCAGCGCGCAGGCACGUGUGUGGCCGCCUAAGGGGCGGGUCCUUUGGCCAGGAGACCCAGUCGGCCACGCUCGGCUCUUCCUUUCCGAUCCGCCAUCGUGGGUGGAGCCGCCGCCACGAUGCAGAUUUUUGUGAAGACCCUUACGGGGAAGACCAUCACGCUCGAGGUUGAACCCUCGGACACUAUAGAAAAUGUAAAGGCCAAGAUCCAGGAUAAGGAAGGAAUUCCUCCUGAUCAGCAGAGGUUGAUCUUUGCUGGUAAGCAGCUGGAAGAUGGCCGUACUUUGUCUGACUACAACAUUCAAAAGGAGUCCACCCUUCAUCUUGUGUUGAGACUUCGUGGUGGUGCUAAGAAAAGGAAGAAGAAGUCUUACACCACUCCCAAGAAGAAUAAGCAUAAGAGGAAGAAGGUUAAGUUGGCUGUGCUGAAAUACUAUAAGGUGGAUGAAAAUGGCAAAAUUAGCCGACUUCGUCGAGAGUGUCCUUCUGAUGAAUGUGGUGCUGGAGUUUUUAUGGGUAGCCACUUUGACAGGCAUUACUGUGGCAAGUGUUGUCUGACUUACUGCUUCAACAAACCAGAAGACAAGUAGUUGCGUAUGAGUUAAUAAAAAGAAGGAACUCAUGUUUAG